Messenger RNA from Quercus lobata, 1243 nucleotides. RefSeq lists its product as uncharacterized. The transcript is spliced from 3 exons. Lineage: Eukaryota; Viridiplantae; Streptophyta; Magnoliopsida; Fagales; Fagaceae. The record is from RefSeq and is a predicted model, not a curated record. The coding region runs from base 199 to 1221 and encodes 340 amino acids.
AAGGGAUCAAUUUUAUCUUUUGUUGUGCCCUCAAUAGUGAAGCAAGAGAUUCGAGGAUGGUUUCUAUGUGCUGUAUUUGCAAGCAGCUUUCAUGAUAUUCACGGAUUCACUGUUUCCUAUAAAUUCAAAAAUAGAACCAAGGGCAUUGAGUGGCAGUGUCAACAAAAAAAUAGUCGUGUAAUAACAUGUCAAGAACAUAUGUGGUUGCAAUUUGUACCGCUACGUCAUUUGCCACAUCUGUUGAAAGCCGGAGAUGAAGUGGAGUAUUCAAUACGCCUAAGCGGUGGUUUUCAAGUGAAGAAGUUUGGGGUCAACCUAAUUUAUGAGAAUGAUAAGAAGGAUUGCCACUCCUAUUUUGAAGCAAUGGUCAAGAAUGCAUCACUUCCUUAUAAGGAUGAUUUUCUAGAUGAAGAUGUUUCAACAGAUCAACCGAUGGUUGGUGAUAAGAAAAUCAACCCUUCUAAUUUACAGAAGUCUAGAUUUGAUGAUAAGAAAAAAGGGAUUGCCACCUCUUUAGAUGCAUCUAAGCGUGGAUGCUUGUCAGCUCGAGAGACAACCCAACAGCAGUGGGACGAGGAGCUUGCUGCUCAUUUACAGGAUAAGGAGGAUGUCUCAAUUGCACAGCAUUGUGAGCUGACCGCUACGAUUUUGGAGGAUCCGACCGUUGUUCCCGAGGACCACAGUGCUCUUGUGGAGGCUGAGGAUGGACUUUCCGAAGGUGAUAGGAAACGUAGUUGGAGCGACUUCCAUGAAAAUCAGCCAGGGACUACGGUUUUUGAGGGCGGGGCUCCCUUUGAGCUGAACAUGUACUCAUCAGGUAUUCCAAGAAUGAACUUUGUGAGCCUAACUACGCCCCUAAGAAGUCUGGAGGCUGAGCGAAUGUCAUGGGAGGUAGAGCGCCAGAUUCUGCACCAUCAGAAUGAUGCUUUGGAGAGAGAGAAUUUUCGCCUUCGUAUGGAAUUAGCAAAUGCCAGGCAAUUUGCUUCUCAACUCCACAUGGGUUUUCCCCGUCCACACUUGGCAUUCGAGAGGGCUUCUUCUUCAGCAUCAGCCUCUAUUCAACCUACAAUUGCAGCCACUACUCCUGUGGCUUCGACGAGAACAAACACUCUUGGUUUGGAUUAUCCUAAUUUCCUUGCCAGACCAGUUCUUGGCUUCCAAAGCGUCAAUAACCCAUCAGGAUCUUCUCCACCUAAUGGAGGCUCUCACCUCCCACAAUAGGCAUGUCUUUUUCUUUUGGCAA